Xylona heveae TC161 is the source of this 2655-nucleotide messenger RNA. RefSeq lists its product as hypothetical. Bases 267 to 2462 code for a protein of 731 amino acids. The record is from RefSeq and is a predicted model, not a curated record. The transcript is spliced from 7 exons. Lineage: Eukaryota; Fungi; Ascomycota; Xylonomycetes; Xylonales; Xylonaceae.
AUCGCACGAGAAAUCGUAUCUCGGAGCGGGAGAUCGCGAAUCUAGGAAUUGGUCCCCAAUAAAACAUUCAGCUCGCUCAACCAAAAUUGAUAGAUAUAGGUAGCAGAGAGCAGAUUGCCCAGCCCUAGAUAGCUCCAGAAUGUUGAUCAAGUUACCCUCGGACAAGUGCUUAGCUAAUUUCAGGUGGUGAAAAUCAAACCGUUGUUUAAUUUGUCUAGCCGAGCAACCCAACUCCCACGUUCCAAAUCUCAUCCCACCGAGUUCCCAUGGAGAGUGUGCAAAACGAAACAGGCUCCUUAGCACUUCAAAAGAGCAAUCUCAUUCGCGAUGAUUCUGUCCAAGAGCAGAUUGCAGGUGCGUACCUAGGAACUUUGGCAGUUAACAUCCAACACCUCAACGCCGACUGGGGCUCGAUCUCGACCGCCAACCGCCCUCUGCGGUCGAAUCAAGCCAAGGCUCUGGCGGACCAAUUUCUCAACGCGCGUCUUCAGAAGGAACCCCUCGAGAAUCGGAUCAUUGGUGGCUGCGAUUUAACGGCCUGGAAUGAGCUGUUGAACCGGGCACAGUUGGAUAAGCCAGCUGAACGGGAAGCAAUGAAAAAUGCCAGACAUCGAUAUCAUCCAACCUUGGCCAUGUUUCCCUCUGUGCCCGACAUCCGGGAUUUGAGCCUACUGCUAUUCGCUGGCCAACAUCGUCAAGCCGCCAUUCGUCAUGUCCUCUGCGUACAUUCAGAUAAUUUUACUGGAGACGAGAAAGACGCAUUUGUCACGAUUCCGAUGUGGCCCUGCGACUUCUACGACGUGGGACGCCUCGACCACUCUGCAAUGCUACGACUACAGGAGAACCGGCGUCCGAUGAUACUCCCUGAAAGCGAUGGCGACCUCUGGGCAAGAUUGUCUGCUCUCUUAGAACCAAUGUCGGAUGGCGAACGAGAUAGCAUCAUGAAAUCGAAAACGUCUUUCCAAACGUGGGCAUCACAGGUGUCGCGCAUCGAUGGCAAGGAUGCACAGCGAUUCAUCACCUUACUUCGGCAUCCUUUGAAGGACCUUCUGGAUCGGAUCUGUGCGACACCGUGGGGCCGGGAGACCGCUAAGAUUUCUGCCUUUGAUCGUAUGGCUCGGACGCGCUUGGAUCAGGUGUGGCGAAAGCUGUUCCACAAAACCUUUGAAGGCAUGAGGGACCUCCUGGGAAACGAGCACAGCGCGAAAUACACUCGACAGGAUGUGGAGAUCGUGCGUCGGAUCGCGGAACAAGAUUAUGUGACGGAGCUAUACGUGGCAAGGCUGUUCUAUCCGACGGAGCGAGAGGUGCGAUCGAAAUCAGACCUUGUAAAACUGGAUGAUGCUGUCCGGCUCGCAGGGAAUGACCAUCUCUACCGUCGCUACCAGCUCUUCUCGUAUCUGUCGGAGCAGGAGUAUCAUACGCUGUUCAUGACUGUUCUGAAGAGAACUCCAGAGGUCCACACCUUCUCCGAGCUGGCCGCGUUGGCCAACGGGGAGAUGACCAUCGCCAGCCAUGUCAUCGAGCACAUUGUUCACUGGCUCAAUCCGACGUACACAAAGCCCGCCAACGCGAGCAAAGAGCGGCGAAAUGAACAAUGGGUGGACGUGCUAACGCGGGAGCUGGAACCGGGCACGCCUCCGGCCGAGGGCCAGGAGGACACUGGGGGCCACCGAGCUCGCGGUUUAGUCGAUCAUCUGAUCGAGAUGAUCACUGGGGAACGUCGUGUAGGAUGGCAAGAGAAGGCUCUCGCCUCGACCUACACUCCGCCACCAUCCGAAUGGACAGAGAUGAAGCCUCGAGAAGCCGCUAUCGCCAAAUACCAGAAGCGCUUCGAGCACGAAACAUGGUGUGACGUACUGCAGUUGGUGAAAGACAACGUACCGUCCGCACACCUGCGGUCAUUUCUCCUAGAUGGUCUCAUCGAGCAGGAUCCCAAAUCGAAGCCGUGGACGAGCUGGGCUACCAAGACCCGCGCCGUGAUGUGGAGGUCACUCCAAGACUCCAAUGCCAUGCAUCUAGUGUCUCCGCGGGUGGAGCGAAAGAUCAUGGAGCACGAAAGUGCUAUAUUCUGCACCAGGCUCAUGUACAGUGCUAUCAAGAGACGACUGCAGCGGCAGAGCGAGCGGGAUCUAGAGCCACCGUCAAGAAGAACCCGUGCACGCGAGGAGAGAAUGACAAUGGACGAGGUGAACAAUGCCCGUCAUACUCUCCGCCAGUAUGCUGAAUUCCUCCAAUCGAAAGGCUAUAAUCUCAACGCCGACGAUGACCAAGAGGACGUGUCCUGGCUGAGUUUGGAACUUUGUGAGAGUGACAGGGCAGACGCUGGAGCCUCGCGGAAGCGUCGAAGAUUGCCAGCACCAACAAUUCCCCACGAUCAGAGCCAGCACCCUGAAGGGAGCACUCCCGCGCAGACGAGCAUCGCCGACCAGCCGAUACACGAUGAAGCCUCCAGGAUGUGACUCGCCAUGAAUAGAUUGUGGUCUCGUAGACGCACGUGACAAAACGGUCAUGAGAUCACGUGACUCCUCGCUGCCCUGAUCCUUUUCGCCGUCUUUUCGUCCUCGUGGGCCAGACAGCAAGCGUACUUCAAGGAUCAAUGAAUGUUUGAGCAAGCGCGUUUGCAUCCGCAUGCAGCAUUCUGCUAAGUUUGUA